Molecule: messenger RNA, 720 nt
Organism: Exophiala aquamarina CBS 119918
Lineage: Eukaryota; Fungi; Ascomycota; Eurotiomycetes; Chaetothyriales; Herpotrichiellaceae
Exons: 2
Coding region: 1-720 (239 amino acids)
Biological process (GO): spindle pole body duplication
Cellular component (GO): mitotic spindle pole body; half bridge of spindle pole body
Molecular function (GO): calcium ion binding; microtubule binding
Source: RefSeq, a predicted model, not a curated record
AUGUCUCAAGUGAACCCUUCCUUUCCCGGUCGGAACGUGUACUCCUCCUCGAGUAAACUACCUGACCGAACUGCCUUGAAAGCUGGCAGCGCUGCUGCCCAGCCAUAUUCACAAUCUUCUCUCGGACGACGUCCUGACCAGCCAUACCAAUUUGGUCAGUCGGCUACAACUCAACAGCAUGGCGGGCCCAGACCCAACAUGGAUAAAGAACCCAAUGCGCUGAGCGAAUUGAGCGAGGAACAGAGGGAUGAGAUUAAUGAAGCAUUCUCCUUGUUUGACCUCGAUCGAGACCGUCAUCUCGACUACCACGAACUUCGGGUUGCAAUGCGAUCGUUGGGAUUUACCGUCCCUAAACCGGAAGUGGCUCAAAUCAUGCAGGCCCACGGUGUGCCAAAGCCACAGUUUAAAAGAGGUCCUCCAGGGAGAGGCCAACAGAUAUAUCAUUCAAGCCAGCUUCUAAUACCGCAAAACGCGUUUCAACGCGUCGCGGCGCAAAGAGUGUUCGAGAGAGACCCGACCGACGAGGUGGAACGUGCCCUAUUGUUGUUCGAUCCUGACCAAAGGGGCUAUAUCGAGGCUGAAGAUAUUCGGAGAGUGUCGCGCGAACUCGGAGAAACGGGCCUUGAAGAUGACGAAAUCCAGGCAAUGAUUGAAGAGUUUGACUAUGAUGGAACUGGCAGCGUUUCAAAGGAGGCCUUUUAUGCUAUAUGUUUGCAAUGA